Rodentolepis nana is the source of this 609-nucleotide messenger RNA. The record is from the annotation of a GenBank genome assembly. Lineage: Eukaryota; Metazoa; Platyhelminthes; Cestoda; Cyclophyllidea; Hymenolepididae.
AUGACUCCCGGUUUUCAAAGCACUGACAUCAUCACUUUUCUCAUUGUAAUACUCAUUGGAGGUUUUGCUGCUCUUCUGCUUCAAACAGCGGCAAUAAGUCCAUAUAGUUGGUAUCCUCGGGAUAAUUUUGAUUACAUAAUGGAGAAAAUGGCUCGCGCCAAUCCAAACAACUGCAGAUACCUCUCAGAGGCUGAUUUGACACUUCCUAUUAAUACAGUUAAUCAGAUGCCAAAAUUCAACCAAAUCCCUCUCCAAGUUUGGUAUGCCAAUCGUUCAAAACUGCUCCAUCUUCACAAUUUAGCCCUCAAUCGAGCUUUCUUCUUUUCAUACAUUCUUCAACGUCUUAAUGAUACAAGAACUGGUCCAGGUCUGCUUCCUUCUCACAUAUACUACUAUUUUUCUGGAGCUGCUGAUCUAUCAUCUGCGCCUAACGCAGUCAAUACCAGUGGAAUCUAUAUGGAUACCAACUGUUCUUAUGCCAGUUGGUAUAUCUCCGAUAGUGUCAAUACUACAUUUCCUCUCUUUGCUCCAGUGACGAGAAGAUUGGACAAUUGGAAUGACGAGACCAAUUUUCUAAGGAUUCCUACAAAUGACACAAUUGAGGUAUGA